Molecule: messenger RNA, 2680 nt
Organism: Darwinula stevensoni
Lineage: Eukaryota; Metazoa; Arthropoda; Ostracoda; Podocopida; Darwinulidae
Source: the annotation of a GenBank genome assembly
AGUCAUUUCCCCUCUUGUCCCAUGUCCGAGUGAAGCUCUCUCUCUCUCUCUUUGUGAAUGCCAUUCCGUUCCGGCCGAGUGGGAUUAGAAAAGGCGAAACUCGGCCUGGUUUUUUUUUCGCUCAUCGUCUGUGGUUUUCCCUCCAACUCCGAUGGAGGCACCACCACAUUCCAAGAUGCUCUCAAACAGGCCUUUUGUCGUGCCCGAUGCCUUCUUCAGGGAGGGAAGAAGGAGGGGCCUCUUUUCAACGGGGAUCCAAGGGAUUUCUAUCUCCCAUUCAAGUGCUACAGUCGCAAUUGUGAAAAGUGCCUAGAGAGGUGUUUCCUCGUCCUGCCAAGCUCCCUCAUUCUUCAAGAUGAUUCCGCAACGGCAAGUCUGAGCCCGAUUGGGCUGCACUGUCAGAAACUGAACGAGAGGGAUAAAACCGUGACUGCCAUUUUGAAAUGGGACGUGAAACCUAAGACAUACGAAAUCCCUGUUUCCGUCGUUCUGGAAAUGAGAACGAAAUCUAGCCCCGAUUGGACCCUUCUCAAGCAGUCUGACUACAUGUACGCGACGGACUACGGGUUGUUCCCGUGCAAUGGCCUUGCUCCGGGUCAGGAUCAUCAGUGGAGGUUGACAGGGGUCACAGGAUCCGGACAAAUCCUUCCAUCGACCAUCAGCCCUUGGAUGCACACACUUGGAGUUGAGGAUGCCGUGCCAAGUGAGGUCACGUCAGCCCAUGUGACCUCGAUGAGGUCAAAUUCGGAAGGAGUCAUCGCCAUCUUAUCAUGGCAACCCAAUACAGAAUUUUCGUGCCUUUUUGACGUCUAUUGGCUCCACGAUGAGGACGACAGCUACAAGCACGUCGACGUGGAGGAGGCAUACGCGACGGAACUGAAGGGCCUUUCCUAUGCCUCCACUUACACCGUGGUGAUCGUCCCCAAGUCCUUGGGGAUACGGGGUCCCAAAUUCACUUCAAAUUUCACCACUCCAUCCUGUCUAGACCUCAAUGCCUUCAGUUUUAAUCGAUGCCCGCCGACUCCUCCAAGGAACGUGAAGAUAGGGCAGGGUCAAGAGGGGUUGGUGGUGACCUGGGAUCCCCCCGAGGGCAUGUCAUCCUCCAAUUCCAUCAGGAAUUAUCGACUGGAAGUCCGGGAUAUCCUCGACCUCUUAUCACCUCUGAUUCUCAACGUCUCUAUCCCUCCGGAAAAGACGCGGUACAUGCUGAAGGCAAUAAAGAGGGACACCGUGUACAAGGUCUGGCUCAGGUCGGAAGCCGUCGGCGGUACCAGUCCCUACGUGUCUCGCGGAAUCCGACUCGGGAGCACGCACCUCAGGAUCCCCUUCUCGGACCCCCGUCUUCUCGGGCUCGACCCAGAGGACCUGGAACUGGAAGAGAGAAGAGGAGGUUGGAUGGGGAAAGACUGGAUCGUGGCUGUGGUGCUGGUGGUCACAGCAGUGUUUCUCGUAUUCCUCUUAGUCGCUGGCAUCCUCUGUCUCAGAGGCAACAGGAAUGGCAGGAAACACAAGAACUCUCACAUUCCUCCCACACUGACAGAGGACGGGAUGGGAGAUGAGGAUGGAAAUCUGAGCAUAGGUGCCAAGCCCGUGAGAAUUGCGACUGCUUCGGAAACAGGGAAUGAAGUGGAAGAUCCUUGGGAGAUUCAUUGGGAUCGGAUCAUUCUGGGGGAUCUUCUCGGCCAAGGAGCUUUUGGCAUGGUCCUCAAGGCCAAGCUCCUCUCGUCCCAAUCUUCUGCACCCCCAAUGAUCGUGGCGGUUAAGAUACUCAAAGAGGAAGCAACAUGUGAGGAGAGGAGCCAGUUGUUGAAUGAAGUGAGCCUGCUUAAGAGCUUGGGUGAGCACCCAUACUUGGUGACAUUCUAUGGUGCCAUCACGCGGGGGCCCCGAGUGGCCAUGAUUGUGGAACACUGCCCUAGUGGGGACCUUCAAACCUAUCUCCGAGAUGUGAGAGAGAAGAAUCUGAUGAUGGAGCAGAUCCCACAGGAUGUGAGCUAUGCUCAAUUGGAACUUGGCGAUUCAGGGAUGGGAGGAGACGAGAUGAUGGAGGUGACAUUGGUGGAUUUAUUGUCCUUUGCUCGCCAGAUUGCAUCUGGAAUGGAAUACUUGGCAUUGAAUCGAGUUGUGCAUAGAGACCUAGCCACCCGGAACGUUCUGAUGGUGGACUCACGACGAGUGAAGAUUUCAGAUUUUGGGCUCAGCCGUGAUGUCUAUGAGCAGAAUGUCUACCAUAAGACCACUGAUGGGAAGCUCCCUGUGAAAUGGCUUGCUAUUGAGUCCCUCUUUCAUCAGAUCUACACCAGCAAGAGUGAUGUGUGGUCCUUUGGAAUUCUUCUGUGGGAACUGGUGACCUUUGGUGGGAUGCCAUAUCCUGGGAUAGCAAUUAAGAAGCUCUUCAACCUCCUCCAAACAGGAUACAGGAUGGAACAGCCUGAUGAUUGUCCUGAUGACCUGUAUAAAAUAAUGCUGAAGUGCUGGGAUGAGAAACCACUUCAGAGACCAUCUUUCACUCAGCUCCGAGAGAACAUCGAGAAGAUACUGGAGCGCCUUGUUAGUGAUCACUACCUCAGUUUGGAACAUGAUGAUCUCAAGAAAGAUAACACUCCAUUGUGAGUACUUCUUCUCAUCUGCUAAAAAAAAAAACAUGCUGCAAUGGUGUUUGAGACAAAAACCUCCUAGG